AAAUUCCUUUACCAGGUUUCUCAGAUCUGCUGGUGACCAAGGGGCAUGCACUGUAACCAACUGUUCUGCAGCCCCAGGCAAUUCUCUUAAAGGAGCCUGGAGUGUCUGUGCCUGGAGUCUAGUAAAAUAAUGGGCACCUUCCUCAGAAGGACCAGGGUCGGGCGAGCUACUGGAAGGAUCAGAAUCAUCCCUUUGUGUGAAGAGGAGGAUUCUCUCACAGGAGAAGAAAGAAUCAUUCGUGCAGUUGAUACACGCAGCGGUGAAACUGGCACUACCGGGUGAAGCUCGCUGGCAGGCACAGCCUGCAGCCGUGGAAUGUUACUGAAAAAAUCUACAAUGUCCUCAGCAGCCUCCUCCUCCUCACUUUCAGCCUUCAGUAAUUGGGGAUAAAGGGGAGCAGAAGGAAUUGCUGGAGCAGGAAGACAGUCGGAUGCCUUACAUUUAAGUUUUAAAUCCUGUACUUGGGUUUUUAAUUUUUCCUGGGAGUCCUUUAGACUCCGCACCCGAGACUCAUGGAGUCGCUUUGUUGCUUCCUCCCACCAAUAGACAAAUUGCUCCCACUGCGUAUCAGAGGCUUUUGGUGAUGCAAGGGUUUCUCUGAGAUAUGGUACUCACGGGAGAGGCUAACGAGGAUGGCCACGACCCUCCUACACCCUUCAGCAAAGAGCGUCGGCUAGUCUCAGAGAGACGGCGCCGCUUACUCUGUUGCAUCCAGUGAGAUGAUCAGACUGUCAGUGGCUCACACGGGGAGGGAAGAUGGGUUCACACACUCCUAGACCCAGGUAGCUUCCUCGCUGGACGAUGCCAGGCCAAGUCAGCCACCGUGGGCAGAAUCUUCUAAAGAUCCUCUAGUUACCGGGCUUGCAUUAGAGUAGUUCUGGUCACAAGCCAAACGACUUCGCAGAAUACUCUGGGCGUCUUCCGGUAACUUUCAUUCACACUAGUGUACACACACACACACCAAGGCCUUUAUUUCUAAAUACCACGAUGCAUCUGUACCUUAUGUCCGGACUCUAUACACUAUGAGAUGGUAACAAUCCCUCUUGAGGUGGUAAAAAAACCCUUAGCACCGGUGCAUACCUAAUGCAUUUCCCUUAGGCAUUAACCUUAUUGGGGGCGGCCAAACUAUAGUCCCCAGUACUGCAUACAACUACCUUAUUGGGGGCAGCAAAACAGUUCCCCAGCACCGCUCUGCAUCUGAUCUUGCUGUACAGUCAAUAAGUUCAGAUGGCGUAAGCCCAACAGGGACAGACGGACCUACAGACAGUCCUUCUUCGACACCCCAACAGAGAUUUCAAAAGGUCUCUUACCUCUAUUGUGGCGCCAUGGGGUUUGAAGGGGAAAGAUCUGUAACAGCUGCCAGUGUCUUCGUGGGCGUUUCCAUCCCAGACGAGCCCCCAAAUUGUUGGAGAAAAACACAGUUCUCACUCUUUGGUUGGGUACAGCAAAGUUAGAUACUUUAUUCUCUCAAGCAAUUGCCUAAAGGGAGAGAGUGCACUAGGACACAGGGUCUCCCCCUCCUAGGUAGGUCUCUCAACAGGUAAACAUUUACAGCAAGCAUUUAUACCUUUGUUACAGACAAUAAUAAGCAACAGCUGCAUUUUGUUUCUACAUAGGUCCUUCUGAUAUUUUGUUUUUCUCACUUAUUUUGACUCUAGUCUACAUUCAAUAUUAUCUACACAUUAUCUACACAAGGUCACAACAACUUCUCACACAGUUCUUUCCCACUUGCCUCACACAAUCCUCGCUUCUACAAAUCUUGCAUUAUUAGGGUUACAGUUAGCCUGACUCUUGCUAACAAAGACUGUUUGCAUUUGAAAUUCCCUUCCAAUUUCUGUCAGGCCUUGCUCUGCUUCCACAGUUUCAAAAAGUAAUAGAAGCUGCUGUUGUAACAUGCAAGCUCUGUAUGUCUUUUAGGCUAACUCAGGCUAAAUAGUGGGGAUCCCUUGCUUAUGCUUCAAAGUCUGGCCCUCUCCCUGAAGUCCAAGCCAGCGUAGGGAUAACAAUUUCUUUUUGUCAGGCUUUUUAUUCCCUUCCUCCAGAGUUCAAGCUGUGAUGGGAUGAGUGUUUGUGCACGUCCUCUCUGAGGGUAUGUCUACACUACGGGAUUAGUCCGAAUUUAUAUAAUUCGAAUUUGGGAAACAGAUUGUAUAAAGUCGAAAUGUAUGCGGCCACACUAAGCACAUUAAUUCGGCGGUGUGCGUCCAAGUACCGGGGCUAGCGUCCAUUUCUGCAGUGUUGCACUCUGGGUAGCUAUCCCAUAGCUAUCCCAUAGUUCCCGCAGUCUCCCGCACCCAUUGGAAUUCUGGGUUGAGAUCCCAGUGCCUGAUGGGACAAAAAACAUCGUCGCAGGUGGUUCUGGGUACAGCCUCACCUCCUCCCUCCCUCCCUGCAUGAAAGCAACGGACGGCAGACAACCAUUUCGCGCCUUUUUUCCUGGGUGAACACUGCAGACUCCAUACCACAGCAAGCAUGGAGCCCGCUCAGCUCAAGACAGCAGUCAUGAACAUUGUAAACACCUCGCGCGUUCUCGUGGAGUUUAUGCUGAGCCAGGACCAGAAAAACAAGGUGAGGAGGCAGAAGCGGCAGCAGCGCAGCGAUAAGCAUGAUGAGGACAUGGACAUGGACACGGACACAGAAUUCUGUGAAACCACGGGCCCCGGUGCGUUGGAGAUCAUGUUGUUAAUGGGGCAGGUUCUAUCCAUGGAACGCCGAUUCUGGGCAAGGGAAACAAGCACAGACUGGUGGGACCGCAUAGUGUUGCAGGUCUGGGACGAUUCCCAGUGGCUGCGGAACUUUCGCAUGCGUAAGGGCACUUUCAUGGAACUUUGUGACUUGCUGUCCCCUGCCCUGAAACGCCAGAAUACCAAGAUGAGAGCAGCCCUCACAGUUGAGAAGCGCGUGGCGAUAGCCCUGUGGAAGCUUGCAACGCCAGACAGCUACCGGUCAGUCGGGAAUCAAUUUGGAGUGGGCAAAUCUACGGUAGGGGCUGCUGUGAUGCAAGUAGCCAAAGCAAUCACUCAGGUGCUGCUACGAAAGUUAGUGACUCUGGGAAAUGUGCAGGCCAUAGUGGAUGGCUUUGCUGCAAUGGGAUUCCCUAACUGUGGUGGGGCGAUAGAUGGAACCCAUAUCCCUAUCUUGGCACCGGAGCACCAAGCCACCGAGUACAUAAACUGCAAGGGGUACUUUUCAAUGGUGCUGCAAGCACUUGUGGAUCACAAGGGACGUUUCACCAACAUCAACGCGGGCUGGGCGGGAAGGGUUCAUGACGCUCGCGUCUUCAGGAACACUACUCUGUUUAAAGGGCUGCAGCAAGGGACUUACUUUCCGGACCAGAAAAUAACCGUUGGGGAUGUUGAAAUGCCAAUAGUUAUUCUUGGGGACCCAGCCUACCCCUUAAUGCCAUGGCUCAUGAAGCCAUACACAGGCAGCCUGGACAGGAGUCAGGAGCUGUUCAACUACAGGCUGAGCAAGUGCAGAAUGGUGGUAGAAUGUGCAUUUGGCCGUUUAAAAGGUCGCUGGCGUUCAUUAUUGACUCGCUCUGACCUCAGCCAAAGAAAUCUCCCCAUUGUUAUUUCUGCUUGCUGCGUGCUCCACAAUCUCUGUGAAAGUAAGGGGGAGACCUUUAUGGCGGGGUGGGAGGCUGAGGCAAAUCGCCUGGCUGCUGAUUACGUGCAGCCAGACACCAGGGCGAUUAGAAGAGCACACCAGGAAGCGCUGAGCAUCAGAGAAGCUUUGAAAACCAGUUUCAUGACUGGCCAGGCUACAGUGUGAAAUAUCUGUUUGUUUCUCCUUCAUGAAUACCUGCCCCCUUUAUUGACUCAUUUUCUGUAAG
Molecule: messenger RNA, 3835 nt
Organism: Malaclemys terrapin pileata
Lineage: Eukaryota; Metazoa; Chordata; Testudines; Emydidae
Exons: 2
Coding region: 2473-3774 (433 amino acids)
Source: RefSeq, a predicted model, not a curated record